AUGCCCCGUGGAAAGCGCAGGCCCAACCAACACCACAAGUCGACUACGGAUACACUAGCUGGAAAAGGACGUGAUUUAGACAUGUCGGACGAUGAGUCAUAUAAUGAUAAUGCGAGUGUAAUCAGUAAUUUAUCUUGUAGCACAUCGAAUGAAGAACGUUCCUGUGUUGCUAUUGAUGAAACUGAUGAAUCUCAGAAUGAUGCAUUUGAAGAGAAACUAAGUGACGCAAUUGAUGGUUUAUCACAGAAGUCUGCGCAAGGACGUACAUUAAGUUUUGAAGCUGUUUGUAACAUAUUUUGCAAAAAAUAUAUACCCGAUUAUAUUUUAAAUAGGCGUAUGACAAUAACUGAUUCCAUUGAGCGCGCCCUUAAAAAAGGGGGAGAUAAUGAGAAAGCUGCAGCAGCUAAUUUAGCUAGUUUAUUGUGUAUACAAUUAGGUGCAUUGGACUUGGCAGAACAUUCUUGUCAAGAACUAUUACCUAUACUAAUGUUUGUUGUUAAUGAUGAAUCUGUUCCUUUAUUGGCCCGAGAAAAAUGCUGUUUGGCCAUAACAUUACUAACUUUCAUUAGUUGCAAUGAAGAAAUUGAUGCAGCUAUGCAGUUAAUGCGCAAUUUAUGGAGACGUUUAUUACAUUCAACAACUAUUUCUCCGUCGAUAGCAGCCCUAUAUUCGGCAGCAUUAUCUUCUUGGUCUCUCCUGCUGACAACUGUAUCAAUAAGAAAUUCUUCUGCUAUUAUUCCUACUUUAGCAGAAUUGAGUACUCUCUUAGACUCAACACAUCUAGAAGUGAGAAUGGCUACUGGUGAAUUAAUAACGGUUUUGUUAGAAAUGGCACGUGAUUGUGAAGACAUGGAUGAAUAUGAGCCAGAUGAAGAAUUUAUUAAUAAAUUACGUGAACUAGCAACAGAUUCACAAAAAUAUAGAGCUAAAAAAGAUAGGAAAACACAAAGAUCAAACUUCAGACAAAUUCUUCAUUAUGUAGAGUUGGAUGAACCUCCAAAUAUUCAAAUACGUUUUGGUCAAGAAAUAUUAACAAUGAACUCAUGGAUCAUAAAAAAGCAAUAUGAUGUGUUGUGUCAAGCAUUAGGAUCUGGAAUGAACAUGCAUAUGACAGAAAAUGAUCUAAUUCGUGACAUAUUAAGCCUUGGCCCUAAAUUAUGUCAGACGACACUUAUGACUAACAAACAAUCAAAACUCGAAAGGCAACAAAUUAAUGCUGCCAACUUCAAGGUGCGCACAAAAACUAGAGGAAAAGUACGAGACAAAAGAAUAGCUUUUAUUGAUUGA
Molecule: messenger RNA, 1287 nt
Organism: Macrosiphum euphorbiae (potato aphid)
Lineage: Eukaryota; Metazoa; Arthropoda; Insecta; Hemiptera; Aphididae
Source: the annotation of a GenBank genome assembly